This is a messenger RNA of Mesorhabditis belari, 1296 nucleotides long. NCBI's taxonomy places the organism in Eukaryota, Metazoa, Nematoda, Chromadorea, Rhabditida, Rhabditidae. The record is from the annotation of a GenBank genome assembly.
AUGCUCGAACCAGUGAGAACAUUCGGCUCACUAGGACUACCGUUAUUGCCAUUACCGCUCUCAGGACUCUUCGCCUCACCGCCAAGAGUCGCCACAUCAUCUCCAAAUAGUGAACAUCUAGAUAAAAUGCAUUCAUCGGCUUCAUCGACAGACUCUAACGGUGCUGCUUUCGAUUUCCCAAUUUUUGAAGCCAACGGUGAAACGCCAAAUGCUAAAAUAAUUGAGUAUCGUCGAGAAAAACUUGCAUGUUUUGAGAUUUCUGGAAUUGAUAUGAUAUGUUUACCGCAGGCUUAUGAGUUUUUCUUGAAAAAUCUCGUUGGUGGGCUGCAUACAGUGUACACAAAGUUGAAACGUCUUGAAAUUACGCCACUAGUGUGCAAUGUUGAACAGGUUCGUGCUUUACGAUCACUUGGCGCUAUUCAACCGGGAGUCAAUAGAUGCAAAUUGAUAGCCGCCAAUGAUUUCGAUAAACUUUAUGAUGAUUGCACAAGCAGACCUGGAAGACCGGCAAAACGAUUAGCGACAAUGGAUGAAUGGACGAUGAAACAAUCAAGAAAUGAUGUCCCACUUGACAGUGUACAAAACAAUGCCACAACAUCAGGAAACGCUGGAAUGCUGCUCGGGCAAUUCCUUCCGUUUUCUCAUCAACUUCUCGUUCAACAAAUGAUGGCUGUCGCUGCAGCUCAACAACACUCCGAACCCUCCCGUCAUCAACUACGUACCGAUGAAGUGGAUGUGGAAGAAGACGGAGGGCAAAGUCUGUCCACCGAUUCGGCUCCUCUCAAUCUCACAAAGAACGAGAAUCAAAACAGCGAAACUUCCGACAAUGAUUCACUCGAAAAUAUGCGAAAAGAUGAGGAUGCCCAAAUGUCAGAGCGUGGCGCCUCAUCUGGAUCAGCCGGCUCAGGCGGAUCAUCGGCUGUCUCCACCACAAAUUCCUCUAAUCAAUCCGUCAGCGUUGAGGAAUCUUCAUUGGCAUUGAGAAAGAUCAUUUCCCUUGUCGAUAUGGCAAAUGAACAUUUCAAGGCACAACGAGAACUAUUGGCUAAAGAAAGAGAAGAUUUGAACGCGAUGCGAGUGCGAUUGCGUGAAGUGGAGGAUAGCGAGGAAAUGAUGAAGACAAAACUCGAAGCUGAACGGAAAAAAGCUCGCGCCUACUUUAAUCGUUUCUGCAAAGCGCAAAAGGAGGCGCUGUCAUUGAAAGAGCAACUCAUUCAAGCGAAUCGGCCAUCACUCGAUGAGAACAUUCUUUUUGAUGUUUCCCACGAUUCCACCGAUUCAUCUCAACCUCAAAUU